GCAGCUUCAGAGUUGUGGGUCUGUCAGAGAAGAUGAAGAGAACUGCCUGCUCUCCCCAUUGCACCCAAGGUGGGUGAGCACCUCCACCUUUCUCCUGGGACCUUUCCCGGGUGCAGGGAUGGGUACAUUUCCAGAAGAUGAUGCCCAGGAGGAACUGGCUACCCCCAGGAUGCCAUCCAGAAGCGCCACACUCUGCAGAUGAACAUGUCUGACAAGGAUCGAGCACCGGAACCUGACCUUCCACCACCAAAUAACAGCUCCCUCUUUUCCCGCUUGAAGGUUUGCUAAAGCUUUCCUCAUAACCCUGGAAGGCAGGUGGUGCAAGGGACAUUAGCCCCAUCUGACAUAAGAAGAAACUGAGGCACUGAAACGUUCCAGGAACUCUUGGUAUGAAGCCAGACCUGAGCACAACCAGUUGAAGAAUAAGACCCCAUCGCUGCCCUCAAGAAGUUUACAAUCUAGAGAAAGAAGCCCCUGCUGGCUGCUGAUCCUCAUUGCACACCCUGGUCUACACUGUUAACUGACCUCAGUCAGACCUGAGCCCACCUGCCACACUCCUAGGCAGGCAGGAUGAAUCCCUUCACGGACACCCUGCAGAGCCUCCGAGAUGCCUUUGGCUCUGGGAGAACCCGCCCAGCAGAGUUCCGAGCUGCCCAGCUAGAGGGGCUGAACCGCUUCCUGAAAGAGAACCGAGAUGCCCUGCUGGCUGCCCUGGCCCAGGAUCUGCGCAAGGCUCCCUUUGAGUCUGAGAUAUCAGAAAUCAGCAUCUGUCAGAGUGAAAUCAACCUGGCUCUGAACAACUUGCACAGCUGGAUGAAGGAUGAGCAUGUGUCUAAAAACCUGGCCACCCAACUGGACACAGCCUUUAUCCGGAAGGAGCCCUAUGGCGUGGUCCUCAUCAUUUCCCCCUGGAACUACCCUCUGAACCUCGUGCUAGUUCCUCUGGUUGGGGCCAUCGCAGCAGGCAACUGUGUGGUGGUAAAGCCCUCGGAAAUGAGCAACAGCGUGGAGAAGAUCAUUAGUGAAGUGCUGCCCAGCUACCUGGACAAGAACUGCUUUGCUGUGGUGCUGGGAGGACCCCAGGAGACCUCUGCCCUCCUGGAGAACAAAUUUGACUACAUCUUCUUCACAGGGAACCCCUCCGUAGGUCGGAUCGUCAUGUCCGCUGCCUCCAAGUACCUGACCCCCAUCACGCUGGAGCUGGGAGGCAAGAACCCCUGUUACGUGGACGACAACUGUGACCCCCAGAACGUGGCCAACCGUGUGGCCUGGUUCCGUUUCUUCAAUGCGGGACAGACGUGCGUGGCCCCGGACUACAUCCUGUGCACCCGGGAGACGCAGGAGAAGCUGCUGCCUGCCCUGCAAAAUGCAGUGACCCAGUUCUAUGGGGAGGAUCCCCAGAGUUCCCCAGACCUGGGCCGCAUCAUCAACGACAAGCACUUCCACAGGCUUCGAGGCCUGCUGGGCAAUGGCCGAGCAGCCAUCGGCGGCCAGUCAGACGAGCAGGAACGCUACAUUGCCCCCACGGUGCUGGUGGAUGUGAAGGAGACAGACCCCGUGAUGCAGGAGGAGAUCUUUGGGCCCAUUUUACCCAUCCUGAAUGUGCAGGGCAUCGAUGAGGCCAUUGCUUUCAUCAGGAAGAGAGAGAAGCCCCUGGCCCUAUACGCCUUCUCCAAGGACUCCAAGGUGGUGAGCCAGAUGCUGGAGCGGACCAGCAGCGGGGGCUUCUGUGGCAAUGACGGCUUCAUGCACAUGACGCUGACCACGCUGCCCUUUGGAGGAGUAGGAAACAGUGGGAUAGGUAUGUAUCACGGAAAGUUCAGCUUCGAUACGUUCUCACAUCAGCGAGGCUGCCUCCUGCGGAGCCCGGGCAUGGAGAAGCUUAACUCCCUGCGGUACCCACCCUAUGCCCAGCGUAACCUCGGGCUGCUGCUGUCGAUGGUGGACAUCAGCCGCAAGGGCCAAUGCACGCUCCUCUGAGCUGGGGGGCUGCCCCCCUCUCUCGGGCACCAGGACUCUCUUUCUGCCGUGCACCUGGCCCGUGGGUCUCAGCGGCAUGGUGGAGAUGAACUUGUAGUGAGGGCUACACAGGGGCAGGAGAUCCCUUGGACUUGACCUUCCAGCCCUACUGGCUGUCUGUCUGUACCUGGGGCAGAGGGGCCCUAGGAUUCCUGGUGCUGCCCAGUUCUAAGUAAAGGCCCUGUGGGGAACCCAAA
Messenger RNA from Vombatus ursinus (common wombat), 2216 nucleotides. RefSeq names its product aldehyde dehydrogenase 3 family member B1 (gene ALDH3B1). The record is from RefSeq and is a predicted model, not a curated record. Lineage: Eukaryota; Metazoa; Chordata; Mammalia; Diprotodontia; Vombatidae. Gene Ontology annotation, molecular function: aldehyde dehydrogenase (NAD+) activity. Bases 571 to 1980 code for a protein of 469 amino acids. Gene Ontology annotation, cellular component: cytoplasm. The transcript has 13 exons. Gene Ontology annotation, biological process: aldehyde metabolic process.